Acyrthosiphon pisum (pea aphid) is the source of this 1191-nucleotide messenger RNA. RefSeq names its product E3 SUMO-protein ligase KIAA1586-like. Lineage: Eukaryota; Metazoa; Arthropoda; Insecta; Hemiptera; Aphididae. Bases 1 to 1191 code for a protein of 396 amino acids. The transcript is spliced from 2 exons. The record is from RefSeq and is a predicted model, not a curated record.
AUGGAUUACCAAACUGACUCUGAAACAGAUUUAGACACUCCUCAAGAACCAACAGCUUCUACAUCAGUGGUCAAGAAGCCAAAAACGUGGUUAUAUGAACACAAGUAUCAGAAAGUAUGGGAAUCAAAUCCAAAGUAUUCUAAAUGGAUAAGUCAUAGCAAAAAAGGAAUUGUAUAUUUUCAUUGUAAGGUUUGUUUAUGUGAUUGUAAAGGUGGUUUAUCGGCUGUUAUUAAACACAAUAAAUCGAAAAAACAUAACCAAAAUUCAACCAAUAUGAAAGUUACUUCUGUAUUUGAUAUGCCUUCUUUGACCAAAAGUAAAGAAGUGAUAGAAAAUAUAAAAACAACUGAGAUCCGUAUUGCAUCUUUUGUGGCUGAACAUAAUAUACCAAUAAAUGUGACUGAUCAUCUUGUAAAAUUAAUCAGCUCUAUAAAACUAGAGCCUAAUAACUUGGCAAAGUUAACAUGUGACAGAACAAAAUGCACUUCCAUCAUCAACAACGUCAUAGGUGCCACUGGAUUUGAUGAUCUUGUACAAUACAUAAAAAACAAUAAGUUUUCACUUUUGGUCGACGAAUCCACUGACAUAAGUGCUGUAAAAAACUUAGCUCUUGUAGUACGUUUAUGCGAUAAUUAUAAAGUUGAUGAUCAGUUUCUUACGCUUCUCCCUGUAGCCAAUGCAACUGCAAAUAAUAUUUAUCAAGUCAUUACAAAUUUUUUUAACAGCCACAAUAUAAAAGCAUAUAAAAGCAAUUUAAUUGGGUUUGCUGCUGAUGGAGCCAACACGAUGAUGGGGAAUAAGCAUUCUUUAAAAAGUCUGCUUAUAAAUGAUAUUCCACAAUUAUUUGUUUUAAAAUGUGUGUGUCAUUCAUUAGCACUAUGUGCUGAAUAUGCAUGCCGAAAACUUCCUGAUGAAAUUGAAAAAAUGUUACGAGAUAUUUAUACGUACUUUAGCCACAGUUUUAAACGACAGCAUGAAUUCGAAGAGUUCCAACAUUUUUUCGAUGUCAAGCCCCACAAAUUAUUACAAUUAAGUUGUACCCGAUGGCUGUCAUUACUAAUGGUCUGGUGCAGAGAAUUUUCAAAUGGAAGGACGAAUAUUCAUGAUGAAGCCAGAAGUGGAAGGCCAUCUGUUUCUGACGAUCUCCAAGAACAAGUUGAGUCUGAACUUCGUGAAGAUAUUAGAGCCUAA